AUCUAUUAGUUGACAACAUCAUCAAGUGAUAAUGUCCCUAGAUGAUAACGUCAUUGGGUGAUUGAAUUAAUAAGGAAAUUUAUUUUUUGUAUUAUUUUUUGGUUGGAGUGUCAGUACGUAUACUUUGAUAGUUUGAUAAUGGUGACAUUGUUCCCGAAUUACAUAUCCGUGAUUUAUUUUAGUAAUUUUUGUGGAUUUUUGAGUUAAAUAUUUUUUGUUUUUAGGUUUUAAUCUAAUUUUUUUUAAAUAUAUUUUUAAUUUAAAAAAAUAUUAGCCACAAGUGAUCAAUUAUUAUUAUAUUAUCAAUAUAGUUAAAGUUUCCGUUUUUCGACUUUUAACUAUAACAUUUUAAACACGUUUUCAAGUUCUGAAUUUAACCAUUACUAUAAAUGAAGUUUAUUAACUCAUUGUUAUGUUUAUAAAGGUAGAUACGUCUUUUGGUUAUACCUUAAAAUGUAUAAGUGAAUCAAUAUUCUGGAUGAUAAUUUUAGCUUAUCACUGUUAUAUCGGAGAUGAAAUUAUUGAAGUGAUAGAUAUUCAAUACUGUAAUUAAGACUAUGUAAAAUUAACAUUUGAUUUGGAACGUGAUGACUACAAAUACUACACGAAUUAAUUCUAUUGGUGCUCAACGAUGGAUUUAUAAUCUAAUUGUAUCUUCUGCAUUUGCUAUAAAUACUAAUUGUCAGUAUAACGAUUUCGUUCGUCACAUAUCGUAUUUUGGUAGUUUCAACUGGUUUUUAGUAUCUUUAGGGUCAGCAACGAUUCUUUUGACUGAGGUUAACAUAUCCAUUGGUAUGAUUUUGGAACUUUUGGUAUAUAUUAUAAUAGGAUUAGUGCAAUCAUUGAUAAUAUUAAUGCUGUUAAUACAAAAAAAAAAAAUUACUUUUACAUAUACUUCAAUACAAAACACGUUUAUAAAAUGGUCAUUAAUUAGAAAAGUUGAUCCUAAUAUAUCUUACAAUAGAAAUACAAAAGUUAUUUAUAUCGUAAUUAUAACAUACCUGAUUGUGAUUGCUACAUUUUUCACUGGACCAUUAUUAGCACUUAAAUAUGAUCAAGAUAACCUUCCAAUUGAUCAUCAUUCUCAUUGGAUUGUUUAUUGGCCAAAAAUUUUUAAUGUGGGCGAUAGUUACAUCUAUUAUUAUAUUUUAUACAGUCUACAAGUCAUAUCCAGUUUUUAUUUAUCAUUCUCUACUUUUCUAUAUAAUUUAUACCUGGUAAUUUAUUUAUCCGAAAUCAAACAUCAAUUUAAGUUGAUCGAAGUUGGAUUGCAAAGAACAUUUUGUUUUAAAGAAAAUAAAACAUUUCAAGAAUAUUUCAUUGAAUGUGUAUGCCAACAUCAAGAAAUUCUUAAGUCAUUAGACGAAUUCAAAGUAUACUUUAAAUACAUACUUUUCGGGGAAAUUGUUAGUGCACAAUUUAUAUUUUCCAUUAUUAUAUUCUGCAUGAUUAAGGUUGAUGCUUCUACUGGCUAUGUAUUAAAAUGUGGUGCAAUAUUAUCUUAUUGGCUCAUCAUAUAUAUUUUUCAAUGCGAUUAUGGAGAUGACAUCAUUUCUAUGCAUAAAAGCAUUGCAUUUAAUCUAUAUAGCGAGGAAUAUUACAAUUUAUCUAAUGAAAACAAAAAAAUGGUAAUAAUAAUGCUUCAGCGAACACAAAAAGAAUUGCUACUUAACUCGGCUAUUAUUUCUAACCAAGUGGCUUCAAAAUCAACACUUUUAGACAUGUUAAAAUUUAUUUACAAAUUUCUUAAUUUCCUUUUGAAAUUUUAAUGAAAAUUUUAUCGUAUUUAAUGAGUUUAACAAUUAUUAUAUAAUAUGUUCAAUGUAGCUUACAUAAUUUAAUAAAGUUUAAAAUGAUAUUG
Molecule: messenger RNA, 1861 nt
Organism: Daktulosphaira vitifoliae (grape phylloxera)
Lineage: Eukaryota; Metazoa; Arthropoda; Insecta; Hemiptera; Phylloxeridae
Exons: 7
Coding region: 588-1769 (393 amino acids)
Biological process (GO): detection of chemical stimulus involved in sensory perception of smell; sensory perception of smell
Cellular component (GO): plasma membrane
Molecular function (GO): odorant binding; olfactory receptor activity
Source: RefSeq, a predicted model, not a curated record